CAGAUCAAGAAUAUCAUUUUUCAAGAAAGAAUACCCAUUCAAGAAUCUUUACUCACCAGAUUACUGCAUAAAUGUGAAGACACUAAUAGAAAGGACCUCUACAAGUGAGUUUUCUCUUCAGUGGAGUUGGAAGGCAGGGUUGAAGAGAGCAGCACUUUUAUUAUUUAUAUUGAUGCACUGCAUUUUCAGCCAACUGCAGAGUUUUUGUCAUGGGAGAAGGACGGAUAAAUUUUGGUUACCCAGGGUGCCGCUGGCCCUAGCUACGCCAGUGAUGUUCUUUAAAUGAAUCACUUAAAAGCCCUGACAUGUCAUCAAACAUCACCAUACCCCUCAGUUUUACUCCCUACUUUGCAACAUGUUUGUCUUAACAGAUGCAACAAAGGAGUUGCUCUAAUGGGAUACAAAUUGAUCAAACAAAUAGUGAGAGCUGGCUGGGGGUACCUACAAAGUAUUGGGUAAUGUAAACUAAGACAAGACCUGUAGUAUAACUAUUCCAAAAGGGGGCGUGUCCUGUGGAUGUUUUAUGAGGCUUGUGAUUUAUUUUUUGUUCUUUUUGUUUUCUUCUUCCACUUAAGUCUUAAUGGCAUAUGGCAGAAUUGGGGAGUCUUUAAAAGAUUAAAUCGUUGGGAACACACUGCCUUAUUACAAGCUGGAAUUAGAAAUAAAAUGUUUAUGACACUAUUAAAUUUUUAAAUAAUAACAAUUUAGUGUUUAUACUUAUUUAAAUAAAGACAAAGAAUACUCUAUUAUACUUUUGUCACUUUUAAGAUGCAUAUUUUUGUUAAAACAUUUAAGUGGAGUUUGGAGGAGGAAUUUCUUGAUUUUUAUAAUUCCAGCUGGGUUACAUUUAUCCACUUGCAUGAGAGGAUUCAACCCGUCCAACCCAAGUCUCCCAUAAACAUAAAGAAACAAAUGACUGGGAAAUCUCCACUAUCCUCUGCACCAAGUUCGUCU
This is a messenger RNA of Lymnaea stagnalis (great pond snail), 954 nucleotides long. The record is from the annotation of a GenBank genome assembly. NCBI's taxonomy places the organism in Eukaryota, Metazoa, Mollusca, Gastropoda, Lymnaeidae.